AGCCACGCAACUCCACACGACUCCCCCCUCUCCCUCCGCGCUCGCGCCAGUCGAUCGCUCGCCGCCGGCGCCGUCGCCGUCGCGCCGCCAUGCUCCAGCCCCGAAGCCGCGCCCCCAACCGCCUCCUCAUCUCUUCUCCCGCGGCCUCCCCCCUACCCCCGCUCCACCGCCCCGUCCCCGCAGCGGCGCCCGCCGUCUCCCCGAACCCUAGCCUCGCCGCAGCCCUCAAGGCCGACGCCGUCCUCGGCCUCGUCCUCUCCACCGGAGGCGCCCCUUCCUCCGCCCCUGCGGCGCAGCAGCAGUAAACAGCCAGGUACAAGAAGUUGGAAACAAGUGCUCAAAUGGGGGCGUCUCUCAGCUUCCCCAGCAACGGGAAGCAAACACUGGAGCACAGGGAAGCGUCAAAACCAGGUUCCUCAAAGAAGCUGCGCCCUGGUCAUUACCACCCGAGGCUGAUUCCUGACCUCCCGGAUGAGAUCUCCCUGCAAAUCCUCGCGAGGAUGCCAAGGGUGUGGUAUCUUAGCAGCAAGAGGGUUUCACGGAGCUGGAAGGCCGCCAUCACUGGCAUGGAGUUGUAUCGGGUGAGGAAGGAGCUUGGUGUGGAUGAGGAAUGGAUUUACAUACUGACCAAGGCGGCCAAUGGCAAGCUGUCGUGGCACGCCUUUGAUCCGCUUUGCAGCCGAUGGCAGAGACUGCCGCUCAUGCCUGUGGUUGCUCGUGGGGGAAGCCGUUUAGGGGGUUUGGUGAGUGCUGGGAUUAGGAUCUCUGGUGUCAUUAGAGGCUUGCUUGGCCAAGAGGAUUGGUUAGACAAGAUUCCCUUUUGUGCUUGCGCCAUUGGAACGGUCGAUGGAUGCCUCUAUGUUCUGGGCGGUUUCUCUAGAGCCACAGCAAUCAAAAGCGUAUGGAAGUAUGAUCCAGCUGUAAAUUUGUGGCAGGAAGUAAGCUCAAUGAGCGCCGCGCGAGCGUUUGGCAGGACUGGCCUUUUGAACAACAAGCUGUAUGUUGUUGGCGGUGUCAUCAGGGAAGAAACUGGAUUAGCUCCGCUUCAAUCUGCUGAAGUGUUUGACCCAACCACAGGAAUCUGGGCAGAUGUGCCAAACAUGCCCUUCUCUAAAGCACAAACUCUGCCGACUGCAUUCCUGGCUGACUUACUGAAGCCGGUUGCUACAGGAAUAGUCUCAUUUGGAGGCAAGCUGUAUGUGCCUCAGAGCCUAUAUUCCUGGCCAUUCUUUGUUGACGUUGGCGGGGAGGUGUUCGAUCCUGCGACGGACUCAUGGUCAGACAUGCCUGUAGGCCUGAGCGAGGGUUGGCCUGGGAGGCAAGCCGGGACAAAAUUAAGUGCUGUUGUGGAUGGGGACCUAUAUGCUUUGGAGCCCCCAACUUGUUCUGAUAGUGGCAAGAUAAAGAUGUACGAUUCCAAUGAGGAUACAUGGAAGGCUGUUGUCAGCCAGGUGCCUGUUGGUGACUUUGCAGAGUCAAAGUGUCCGUACUUGCUUGCGGGGUUUCUUGGGAAGCUCCAUUUGGUUAUCAAAGAUGCAAAUGGCAAGGUCAGUAUCGUGCAAACGGACGCUCUGAGGCCUAUGGAUGCAACUGGCUCGACAUGCCAAAACCCAGUCGUCUCCUGGGAGCAAGGCACUGAUGUUUGGAGAACCGUGGGCUCGAAGAAAUUUGCGGUUGCUGAACUUGUUAGCUGCCAGGCGCUCAGCAUAUGAAGUUUGGAGAAAUCACACAUACAUUCUGCUCUGCUAUCUUGAGGCAUGCAUGUGUGGUUGGAAGAAAUACUAAAGAAAUUCGACCGUAUACUUGGUGUGAUAUAGCACUCGCAGAACUUUCUGAAUGCAGUAUGUACGAACAUCGUCCAUAUGCAGAACAGGAAGCUUAAGCUGUACACUGGCAAUUUCGAGCAGUGUGUCUAAAAACGAUCUGAACUGGAAGAGAACCAAAUGAAGCAGUACAGGUGGGAUGCCUCAGGUCCGCCAAGCUGGCACGUCAGGCUCAGAGUAAAGAGAAAACACUUGCCAAGAUGGAGCAUGGCGGUCUCGUGGAGGUCACAAGGUACUGACAUUCCACUUCACCAACGUCGGCAAGCUUCCGCCGCCUGUAUUUACUAUACAUACUGAUAUACAUUUGCAGUACAUUAUAUAUAUCACACAUUUUAUCUAUCUAUCUAUCUGUUUAUACAGUGGAACCAUAUUAUACGAGAUAUAGCAAACAAACGGAAUGAAUCGAAGCUUAGAGUAGGCUAGUGACCAUGCAUUCUUGGCUCAUGCAUAGAUAUGGCAGGAGAUGUAUGGAUGGGACGAUAGAUGUCUCACCUGAUCAUGUCACUCAUACAUGAAGAUGAUGAAGAAGGCAAUGCCAAGG
Molecule: messenger RNA, 2364 nt
Organism: Triticum aestivum (bread wheat)
Lineage: Eukaryota; Viridiplantae; Streptophyta; Magnoliopsida; Poales; Poaceae
Product: F-box/kelch-repeat protein At1g22040
Exons: 3
Coding region: 342-1712 (456 amino acids)
Molecular function (GO): protein binding
Source: RefSeq, a predicted model, not a curated record